AUGGAACUCGAAUAAAAGUAAUAACCAGUUAAUUUAAAAGAGCUUAAUCUUUCUCGAAUAUCUUAGUCAAGCAUUAAUAUAGAUCCAUAAGAGGAUUACUAUGGAGGCUAUUCAGGAAGAUCAUUAGAAUUGAACAUUAGAGAAUAUCAAGAAGUUAAUGAAUUUAAAAAAAAAAAUCUCCAAAUUGAGUUAUCCAUAGUUGAUUAUUUGAGCUCAUUGAAUAUCAAAAUGAAAACAGAUCCAAAAGCAAAGCAAGAUCGAUACUUUUCCAACUUAAGAAAUCAAAAUAAGCGUAGAGCUUUCACUUAAUUGGAAAUUGAAAAAGACUUUUCUGAUAAUACUCCAGAUAUAAUACUUAAAAGCUCAUAGGUUUCAAUAUAAAUUAAUACUCUACUGGAGAAACGAAAAACUUAAAUAAGUUUUGCAAGCACAAAUUAAAGUAUUUAGAGUCAAUAAGUGAUUUCAUUAUUAUAAUAAGAAGGAAAUAAAUUUUAAAAGUCAUAACUUUAUGAAUGUGAGGAGAUAGAUAGUGUUAUUUCGAAUAAAUCACUUUAUUGA
Messenger RNA from Paramecium tetraurelia, 558 nucleotides. RefSeq lists its product as uncharacterized. The record is from RefSeq and is a predicted model, not a curated record. The transcript has a single exon. NCBI's taxonomy places the organism in Eukaryota, Ciliophora, Oligohymenophorea, Peniculida, Parameciidae.